Messenger RNA from Meloidogyne enterolobii, 4023 nucleotides. NCBI's taxonomy places the organism in Eukaryota, Metazoa, Nematoda, Chromadorea, Rhabditida, Meloidogynidae. The record is from the annotation of a GenBank genome assembly.
ACUAGAAAAUCCUCUCCAUUUUCUACUACGCCAACAAAAAAGUUGUCUUCUAAGGAAGUUAAUAGUCAACAACAACAAAUACUAGGCAAGUUUGGAAUUUCAUUUCAGUUAACACGUUCAUUUAAAGGAAGUACCGCUGCGCUGGGUCUGUCUUUACGCAGUCGCCAGCAGAUGACUAGCAUUGAAACACACCAACAACAAAAUCAAUCAUCAUUAUCAACCCUUCCCCCUCCUUUACUUGUGCCAAGAAAAAGAGGACGUAAGAAACGGGAUGAGAAUAUUGAUGCACUUAAUGAAGAUGAAGGAAGUUCAACACAAGUUGCUAAUUCUCAAAAAAUUCAAAAACCUCUGAAAAAUAGACUGCACGGAGGUGGAGAUGGAAUGCCUCUAGCAUCUUCAGACAGUGGCAUUUCUGAAUCUAAUGUAGUUGAAGAACCUUGUACAGUUACAACAAGUAUGGCGGGAAAUGCUUCAACAAUCAUGACGGCGGCUAAUUCAUCUAAUGACGUAUCACCUAGGCGACAUCGUGAUGCGAGUCAUGCUUCUGUUAGUGCUUCAACAACCGUCAGAGAGCGGCAGCUGCGUAGGCCAGGCGAUUGUAAGGCACAGAAGCAAUUAAUAAUUCCGCUGAAAAAACGCCGUGGGAGACCGCGGAAACGGCCGGCUGGUGAAGAUGGAGACGAAGAAGAAGAGGAAGAACAUGAAGAAAUUGAAAGUGAAGAUGAUGAAAAGAAAAGGGAAGACGAUGAAGGAAAGCGUUUAUCUUUUUCUAGAAGGUCAGGACGUGUAGCGGAACAGGAACACAAAAAACGAGAAAAGGACGACGAGGAUAAAGAGUGGGAAGGAAUGAUUAUUAAAGAUGGUGAAAUUGAAAUAAAUAUUGAGAGAGAGGUUGUCGAGGAAAAGGAGGAGGAUCAAGUAAAAGAAUAUGAGGAAAAUUUUAAGAAGCCUUCAGAAAUGGAUGGACAAAGUCUACGAGAAGAACGGAUUUUGGAAGAACCUCUUCCCAUGGAAGAAAAUGAAGAUGAAAAUAAAGAAGAUGAAGAAAAAGAAGAGAAUCAACCCUCCUCUCAAUUUCAACUCAUUUCAACAACAACACCAUCAAAAUUUGUAAAAAUAUCAGAAAAAUCGGCAACAACAAAAUUAUUAUCAGAACAACGCCCUUUAGCAGCAAAAAGAAUGCGUAAAGAAGAGGAAGAAGAAGAAGUAGAACAGAAAAAAGUUGAUUUAAUUGUUUGCAGUAAUUGUGGGGAUAAAUGGCCAAUUUCUGAGUUUGAUCAAUUUAUUGAACAUAAAAUUGCACAUUCACAGCAACAUUGUAGAAAUUCUGAUAUUUCAGAAUUUAAUUCAGAAGACAUUAAUAUUAAACAAAAAAGAAGUAAUUUUCAACAGCCUGAUAAUUCUCAAGUCCCUCCUUUACUAAACAAACUAACGACUACUGGUCAAUCUUCACAGAAUCAUUGUUGUUCUUGUUCCAACAAUAAAUUUACCUGUAGCAAUGAAUUAACCAAAAAUCAAAGAGAAAUUGGAACAGAAAAUCCAAAUUUUGGAGAAAAGAAUGUUGGAGAACCUGGUCCAUUCACCUGUCAUUCUUGCAAACAAAAAUGCCCUCAAAUAUGGGCGUUACUUGAGCAUGUUUUUACGGCUCAUGGUUUUCGUAUAUCAGACGAACAUUUACCUAAUUUUUGCUAUCCACAGCUUGUCUCUGCUAGUAGUCUAAUCUCUCAACAACACUUUGCUUCUGUUUCUAAUCCAGAGGCCUUGGGAGGACUACAACGGCCUAACUUUUUGACGGUUAAAGACCAUCAAACGGUUACUAGACGUAGUAAUUCUACCGGGGAAUCCAACAAUACAAUGUCUGGAGGGGAAAGUCAACCAGUAACUCCAACGGCAUCACUACUUACUGCAAGAAAGGCAACACGACCUCUUGUUCCCGCAAAAUCUUCUUUCUCUCUUAACGCCUUCUGCUCUGAACGACUUCGAGAAAUGGCAGAAAAAGCAGGUGGAGAAAGCGCAGCAAAAGAUUCACCUCCACCACCUCCUUCAAGGAGGCUUAUGGCAACAAAUGAUGAACAACAACAACAACGAAAUACUCGCCAAUCAUCUAACAAUAAUCAUUUAACAACAACGUUUGCGGAACAACUAAAUGCUGCCGCUUUUCUAACAAGUGGAUUUUCCUCUAAUGGAACUGCAGGAGGAGGGGGAGGAGGGCCUUUUACGCUUGGACAGUCACUUGUGCAUGCUUUGCAACAGAGUGGGCAUGGCACUAUACAGAGUGUUAACGACUUUUUCCAACCACAUGUAUUAGCAGCUAUUCAAAACUAUUACAUACAACUAGGCCAACAGCAAUCACCCCAACAUUUAUCCAGCAAUGUUUCAAAUAAUUGUAAUGGUAGCUCUUUUACAUCAAAUAUUAUUUCCCCAAAUAAUAUUUCUUCUCCUACAGCAGCAAUUUUACAACAAGCUGCCUCUGCUGCAAAAAAUGCGGGAACAUCCUCCUCAUCUUCUAAUACAUUAUUUGGAUUAAAUCAACAACAACAGCAACAUUCUUCUUCUGUUACUGUUACUUCUGCUUCAACAAUUUUAGGUUUAGCAAAUUUAAUGGCUGCUGCAAAACGUUAUGGAAAUAGUGGUAGUGGUGGAGGUGGUGGUUGUGUUACUCCAACAAAAAUGCUUUGUAAUAAUUCUUCUGAUAUUUUAUUUCAACAAAAUUCUGGUAAUGAAACACAACAACAACAUUCUUCUGUUUCUCGACAAUUAUCUUCCUCUAUCCCUCUUAUCAAUAAUUCAAAUAUUACCCCUCAAACCGGAGGAGUUAUUUCAAGUCCUGUUGGUGGAGGAAUAUUAAGACGUUCUCCACUGCUUAGUCAAUUGGCUUCACCAACAGCCCCUUCAACAUCAUUUUCGCCCAGCCCUGUCACUGCUAUUAACAAAACUCAAAAUAAUAGAUUAUUAACACCUUCACGUCGAACAUGUUCAGCAGCUAAUGUUUUAAGUAUUGCUGCGUCUUUAACUCCACAUUCUUCAAUUGAAAUCGGGACAUUUCCCGGUAGUGAAUCUGGAAUUCCGACGGCUACAGACUGUGAGGAAAAUGAAGAUAAUGAUGGGGAUAUUGAAUUGGAUGUUUCUGGUGAUAUUGAAGAUGGAAGAAAGGAAGGAAACGGAAAUGAAGUCGUUAAUGAAGGGACAAAUAAAAAUGAAAGUAAUAAGAAUUUACCGACUUUGGAAGAUGGAGAAUUGGCAGAACCAGCUGCUAAACGAGACCCGAAGGCGAAAAAGGAUAGAUGUUCAUUUUGCCAAAAAGUGUUUACAAAUCGUUCCAAUUUAAUUGUACAUCUCCGCUCACAUACAGGCGAAAAACCUUAUAAAUGUCAGCUUUGUCCUUAUGCAUGUGCGCAGAGUUCAAAAUUAACAAGGCAUAUGAGAACACAUGGACAACAGGGAAAAGAGGUUUUUAACUGCAGUAUUUGUCAAAUGCCCUUUUCUGUUCACUCAACACUCGAAAAACACAUGCGAAAAUGCGUUGUACAAAAUGGAUAUGGAAAUAAUAAUAAUUCUAAUUCAAAAAAUGACCAACAAAUUCCAACAACGACGUCUGCUACAGAGCAAACAGAAAAUGAUGUUGCUACAUCUAAUAAACAGCAACAAAAUUUAGCCGACACAUUAAAACACAUUCCCGAUGCUAAUUCUAUUGCAGCAUUGUUAGAAUUGAGUAAAGGCCCCAGCAAUUCUUUGGUUGAAACAAGGAAUAAUAAUAUUAAUGUUGGAGGAGAAGUAGCAUCAGCAUCAUGUAAUUCAACGUCUUUGCCUCAUAACAUUGCUCAGUCUAACAGGCUUGUUCUGAAUUGGCUUCAGGCAUUAAAUGUGAAUGCCCAAACAAGCAAUGUAACAACGGUAAUUGGUCCUAAUAGCGGAGAAAGUCUCCCAGUUGAAGCACACAUUACUGCUGGCGAACCUGAUAUUGAAACAGAUCCUGACAUAACAGAAGCUGCCGAUUUGGCUAUUAAAAAGGUGGGUAGAUAA